Messenger RNA from Malania oleifera, 2101 nucleotides. Its product is annotated as histone acetyltransferase GCN5. NCBI's taxonomy places the organism in Eukaryota, Viridiplantae, Streptophyta, Magnoliopsida, Santalales, Ximeniaceae. The record is from RefSeq and is a predicted model, not a curated record. Gene Ontology annotation, biological process: positive regulation of transcription by RNA polymerase II; chromatin remodeling. Gene Ontology annotation, cellular component: histone acetyltransferase complex. Bases 70 to 1776 code for a protein of 568 amino acids. Gene Ontology annotation, molecular function: histone H3 acetyltransferase activity; protein binding. The transcript is spliced from 12 exons.
AUAUUAAAAUUGGAAAAAACUCAACAAGUCCCCUGUCUCUCUCUCUCUCUCCCCCCUUCGACAGCGAAUAUGGAGGGUCACUCAUCGCACCUAACCGCACCAGUUCGAUCCCGCAGCUCCCAAUCGCCGUCCCCCUCUCACUCGGCCUCCGCUUCUGCCACCUCUUCUAUCCACAAGCGUAAGCUCGUUUCCGACGACCACGCCCCGCUCUUCCCCCCCUCCUCCUUCUCCGCUGACACUCGAGACGGCGCCCUCACCUCCAACGAUGACCUCGAGAGCAUCAGUGCCCGCGGCGGAGCCGCUGACUCCGACUCCGAUGCUUCCGUCGACGACGACGAGGACGACUAUGACCACUCCUCCAUGCGUACUUUCACCGCCGCCAGGCUCGAGAACAAUGCGGCUACUGCGCCGGCGAGGAAUACAAAACCCAAGUUGGAGAAUUCGACGGUCAAGAUUGAGGCUACCGAGGUCGGGAAGGAUAGUGGCAUAUCCGCUGGUUCAGCGACAGUGGCGCCUGCGACCGGUUUAGUUCCCGGAAUUGUGGUGAAAGAGGACUCUGCAAAGAUAUUUACUGACAAUCUGCAGACCAGUGGGGCUUAUAGUGCGAGAGAGGAGGGUUUGAAGAGAGAGGAGGAAGCAGGAAGACUCAAGUUUGUAUGUUUUUCAAAUGAUGGUGUCGAUGAGCAUAUGGUUUGGCUAAUAGGAUUGAAGAAUAUAUUUGCUAGGCAACUACCUAACAUGCCUAAGGAAUAUAUUGUUCGUCUUGUUAUGGACAGAAAUCAUAAAUCCGUAAUGGUUACUAGACGUAAUCAGGUUGUUGGUGGCAUUACAUAUCGCCCGUAUGUCAGCCAAAGAUUUGGGGAGAUCGCUUUUUGUGCAAUAACAGCAGAUGAACAAGUAAAAGGAUAUGGCACCAGAUUGAUGAAUCACUUAAAACAGCACGCACGUGAUGUUGAUGGGUUAACACAUUUUUUAACUUAUGCUGACAAUAAUGCUGUUGGCUAUUUCAUCAAACAGGGCUUUACGAAAGAGAUUGAUUUGGAGAAAGAUAGAUGGCAGGGGUACAUUAAAGACUAUGAUGGAGGAAUUCUUAUGGAAUGCAAAAUUGAUCCAAAGCUUCCAUACACUGAUUUGUCAACUAUGAUUCGCCGUCAAAGACAGGCAAUUGAUGAAAAGAUCAGAGAGCUCUCAAAAUGCCACAUUGUUUACCGUGGAAUUACUGAUUUUGAGAAGAACGAAGCUGGUAUUCCAAAAAAGAUCAAAGUUGAGGAUAUUCCUGGUUUGAGGGAUGCUGGAUGGACCCCCGAUCAAUGGGGUCAUUCACGUUUUAAAACAGUAAAUGCUUCCACGGAUAGUGCCUCUCAUCAGAAAUCCUUGACUGCAUUCAUGCGCACACUUCUAAAGUCAAUGCAUGACCAUCCUGAUGCUUGGCCAUUCAAGGAACCUGUUGAUAAACGUGAUGUGCCAGAUUAUUAUGACAUUAUCAAAGAUCCCAUGGAUUUGAAAACAAUGACAAAGAGGGUAGAGUCGGAGUUGUAUUAUGUGACAUUUGAGAUGUUCGUUGCGGAUGUGAAGAGGAUGUUUGCCAACGCACGCACUUACAACUCUCCCGAAACCAUUUAUUACAAGUGUGCGACCAGGCAUGUCCAUGCGCCCAUUCCCUUGCAAUCUCUCUUUCUCUCUCUUUUAACUCUGGUAGGUUAUUGCAGGCUUGAAGCUCAUUUCUCAAGCAAGGUUCAAUCAGGCCUUCAGUCUGGUACCAAAAUUCAGCAGUGAAUGAAUGCCUUUUUUAAGAGGAUAUUAUCUAAAGUCACGUAGGAUUUAUCUGUAAAUCAGUCUAUUAUUUGAAAUUCACAUGGAAUUUAUAAGAGCGAUUCAUAGAAGCCAGCUUAUGCUGAGCGUAUGUCCACCUGCACGUACUACUAGCCUGCCUCAAGAUGAUAUUUAUUUCCCUGUUGUUCCCAGUCAUGUCCAGAUUUUCAUGUUCUCUACCUCUCUUUUGCCUUUUUCUUUUAUAUUUUAGGAAUUGUAAUUAAAGAAAAUGAUUAUUAGAUUGUGCUUUAUUUGUUAAAAUACAGCAGGUUUCUUAUUCGAGUUUCAA